Zychaea mexicana is the source of this 1480-nucleotide messenger RNA. RefSeq lists its product as uncharacterized. The coding region runs from base 192 to 1397 and encodes 401 amino acids. Gene Ontology annotation, cellular component: plasma membrane; SNARE complex. The record is from RefSeq and is a predicted model, not a curated record. NCBI's taxonomy places the organism in Eukaryota, Fungi, Mucoromycota, Mucoromycetes, Mucorales, Lichtheimiaceae. The transcript has 2 exons. Gene Ontology annotation, molecular function: SNAP receptor activity; syntaxin binding. Gene Ontology annotation, biological process: exocytosis; vesicle fusion.
AUUCUACAAUCGAAUACGAAAAAAUCAUUAUUCUUCACUACUUAUGUUUUGUUGUUUGCCACUGUAUUGUAUACAAUGGCGAGAUCCCAUCAGGAUGUGUCUGCCUUAGACUUAAAAGACAGGCAGGGGUGGGUGAAUACAAGUGGCCAAGUUUCAUUGCGGAUGCUCAGUGGGUAUAGAUUAGGGUUUGCAUGAAUUUUCUAUUUUUUCUUCCUCAAUUACCUUCAAUCAACAACACACAUCAGCAACCAAAUAUGUCUACGAAUCCAUUUGAGAGUGAUUCCAUGGAAGCAGACAAAAACAAUCCGUUCAGCAGCGGUUUUGCUUCUAAAGACAAGGAUAGCAUUCGUAAUACACAUAGAGAGCUAAAGUCCCCUCCCAACGAAUCACAAUGGAACAGUAGUAAACGAAAUCAACAGUGCAAUGUGGAGCAGCAACUGCGAGAGCGCAACCGAUCAUCACCUCUCCAAAGCCAACAAAGAUCAGAGUCUUUGAGGUUUGCCGAAAAAGACGAUAAGGAUAAACAAAAUCACCAAACUUUAGGUGAAAGAACGGGGCACGAUAAUGGUGAUGACUACAGCAAUUAUCGGAGGACUCAGAGGCAACAAACAAAGCAACGUUCCCGGUACAGACCAGGCAUUGAUGACGACAACGACAACGAAGGUGAUGGAGAGGAUGCCUAUGCAGCCACUCGAUUUGCGGAUGAAGAUGGUGAACGACAAAUGGAGAAGAUCAAGCAAGACAUUCGUAAUGUCAAACAAGAUACUUUGGACAGUACUCGAAACGCUUUACAAACGAUCAAUGCAACGCAAGAAUCUGGCGGUCAAACUCUCGCCAGCCUUAACGAGCAAGCAGGACAAAUCGCGAAUAUCGAUCGAGACAUGGGUACUGCUAAAGAGCAAGUCGACGAAGCAGCACAAAAGACACGCUAUCUCAAACGACUCAAUCGAUCCAUAUUCUUGCCGGCAUGGAAGAAUCCGUUUAACAAAAAGGCUCGUGAGCGACAGAAAAGGGAGCAAGAGCAACUUGCGCAUGUGGAUGCUAUGGACGAAAGAGACCAGGCUCGGCAGUUUGAAUACCAGUCGCAAGCACGCAUGCAACGCACACAACAAAGAAUGAACGAAUCAGGAGCUUCUUCUUCGAGCCGAAGCAGGUCGCAGUCUGAUCGAAAUCGUUAUCAGUUUGAAGCCGAUGCUGAAGACGAGGCCAUGGAAGACGAGAUUGAUCAAAAUUUGAGCUUGUUGAGCGGCGCAACCAAGAAUUUGAAGCAAAUGGCAAGCACGAUGAAUGAAGAGAUUGAUAGCCAGAACAAGCACCUGGAUAAAGUCGUAGACAAGGUUAAUCCUGUCAACGAGCGGAUCUUCAGUACCACACAGCAGCUGAACAGAAUAAAGUGAACUUUUAUGUGUAACGUGCAUUGAGAUGAGGUUGCUAUAAUAGCCGCCAUAAGCCACAUUUGGUGUGGGGGACACCAACCCCA